This is a messenger RNA of Paraglomus occultum, 1419 nucleotides long. The record is from the annotation of a GenBank genome assembly. NCBI's taxonomy places the organism in Eukaryota, Fungi, Glomeromycota, Glomeromycetes, Paraglomerales, Paraglomeraceae.
AUGGCCGAUGAAAUUGAUAGCAACGAAAAAAUGGCAGAUUUACUGCGUGACCAUGACAUAAGAAAGCAAAAGGAAAAGAGAGCCAGGUUGAUAAUCGUACUCACGAUAGCUUUCCUUACUUUAUUAUUUGCUGCUUGGAAUAUAUGGCGCAUGGUUAUUGCCGUCGAAGAGCCGGUAGUUACAAUCAAAGAUGUGACCCGUCCUGAAAUACCGGUUCCAGGUGUGGUCUUUUGCGGGACAACGCUGGAUAUGCCUGUAAAUUGUUUCAAGGCAGCGAUGAACCAAGCAGAUGAUAAUUACGCCGCGGCACCUCCAUGUGACGAAUACAUCCGCACACCUACUGAUGCAUCGCAGUAUAUUAACAUGCAAGGAUUCGUCAAUCUCACAGGCUACUAUUGCUACGAAUUCAACCCCUCGGUCCCAGCUAGUGGCGAUGGUCCGCCAUUACAUUAUAAUAGCUCAAUUCAGAAAAUCAUCUUUUCGCUUUGGUCGAAAGAGAAGGCGAAUAAUACGUUGGGGGCCAUCACAAACGAUGCUUGGUUCUUUUAUGCCAUCUUCUCAGAAGCUGAAGAUCCAAAAGAUGCAAUGUUUCAAAUAGUCAAAUUCCCCACAAUCAGUUAUCUCUACUUUAAAAGACUGGAAAAAUACGACUCUACUAAGUCGGAUGCCAUAACUGGCGGUCGCUCGACCGAGCAUCUAACCAACGGAGCAAAUGUUGAACUUGAGACUUCUCUGUCGACCUUUGCAAUCGAAGGAUUUGGUAUCAGUGCAAAUUUGUGGGGAUUAUUCAGGAUCAUACCGGAACGCUACAACUUUGAUGCAGCGGCAUCGUCAUAUACGUAUCCAGUGGAGAUUUGGAACAACAGAGUUGAGUUCACGCUGUUACAGAUGGCAGCAAAUAUGGGUGGUUUCGUCAGUAUUUUGUCGGCUCUGUACUUGUUGUUAUUUGGAACGAGGAGGACUGUUCCGUGGGGAGUUGUACAGAAAUAUCUUCUCAAGAGCAUCCCACCGCCGCCACCCGUCUAUACCCCAGCUGCGCUUCCACCGUAUCAGGCAGCAGAGACAAAGCGAAAGAAUCAACCUGAACCUACUCCAAAUCGUCCCAACGAACUAACACCCUAUCCAGUCGACGCUUAUCCCACUACUGCUUCUCCCCCGGCACCAUUCCCCUAUUAUGGUCUCGAUCCUGCCGAUAGGUUGCUGACUGUUGAGAGACAUAACAGCACCAGCGAGGCAGCUGACGAUGGCAGAGACUCUGAUCAAGAACGGGCAAGUUUCUAUGAGUUGAACGAUCCUGUGGUGCUGCGAUUGCGUCAGGAAUUAAGAAUGGAAGUUCAGAGUACUAUCGCAAACGAAUUGGCCAAGAUGAGAGCUUAUCUGAACAAGUACUAUUUUCAGGGAGAGUUCAAGACAGACUGA